Messenger RNA from Funneliformis mosseae, 1278 nucleotides. The record is from the annotation of a GenBank genome assembly. Lineage: Eukaryota; Fungi; Glomeromycota; Glomeromycetes; Glomerales; Glomeraceae.
AUGACUUCAUAUACUGAUUUCCAAACAAGGGAUGAUAGAGAAACCUUAUCCAGAUUGGAUGAACUUGUAGUCCCAAGAUCACCGUUAUCGCCACCUGUCGAAAAUCAUUUAUAUCAAAAUACUUCGUAUUCUACAUUUCCCAUCACUCCUCCACCAGAUUAUAACGGCAAAUAUGAUGAAAUAAAUAUGAAUGAAGGUGAUGAUGGUAUGGAUGAAAGUGGUGAUGAGAUAUCCGCUUUGCCUCAAUUCUCUCGGUUCACUCAUGUAGAUCAUGGUGAUCCCUUGGUUAAUUCAUUAGCGUCUCCAUUAAGUGCUCUUGAUUUAAGUGACGAUGAUGAUAGACAUAGGGACAUCUUACAUGAUUUGAAUAAUCGUGAUAGAAAAGUACAAGAAAUAAUAACUCUCAACAAACAUCAUUUUGAAAAGGUUAAACAAUCAAUAAGUUGUUCGGGUGAAGAAUGGCAAAGGUUCUUAAGAGUUCUUUAUGCAAAAUCUGAAAUUGUACCUGAUAAAGAAUGGUACGACACCGUUAGUGAAUUCAUAAAUCCUACAAACCCUCUUCUUUCGAAAUUUGAAGAUUUGAUAUGUAAUAAUCUGCAAGCUGAACCAAUAAACGAGAGCAUCUAUUAUUACGAUGAAACUGCACCAGGUCAAACCUCGGAAAUCGAUGACGAUUACGGAUACGCCCCUUCAAUCAACUCAACGGCCACGGGUAAUAGUAGGAGACAAUCAAGAGAUGAUGACAUCAUUCAAUUUCAGGGUGUGGACAUAAAGGAGAUACGUAACUAUCCCGAGAAAUUGGCAAAUUUAGAAAAUUUAUAUCCAGAAUUCUUUAUAGAUGCAAAAGUCUAUUUGAGUCAAGAAUGUCGAGUGAGAUUAGGACAUCAUUUACAAGAUAAGAAUUGUAAGGCGUAUACUUGUGAAUUUACAACCGAUGAUUUAAUCGAUUUAAAUUCAGACAGCGAUGAUUAUCUCCUAGAAAGAGAAUACAGCGAAGAUUUUGUUGAUGAAAUAAGAGCGAAUGUUGAAGAACACGAACAGACUUGUGAAGAUUCUAAAUUAUAUAGUCAUUUCGUUCAAAUAUUGCUCACUCCAAGGCGUAUGAUGCCCGAUGAUUUAUGGGAAGAAUCAAUUUAUGAAUGUCUCAUUAAUUGGCCACAUUUAAUUUCCCAACUUAAAGAAAUAAUCGCGUAUGAAUUAUCAAAAAAGGAGGAUUUAAAUAAUAAUGGAUAUCUCUGUAAUUGGACUGAUUCACAAGAAUUUACCAUUCAAUUGUGA